UAGGUGUCGAUUUGAUGGCAAUCUCGAAGAUACCUCUGGCUCAGCAACUCGGAUGAUUAUGGACAAAGAAGGAGAAAAACUAUUAUCUCUUACUGCAGCAGAGAUUUACGAAAGAGUUUCAGCUGAGAAUGAGAACCUGCCAGUGGAAGAUUUCCAAAGCAAAUUUGGCCAGAAGCUGUUCAGAAUUCAAGUAAAGAAACCAUUUGGCCAUGCUUCAUCCACAUCAUCUUCAAAAUUGUAUAUCCAGUCAUGUGUUGAAAAGGAAAGCAUUAUUCAUUCUCUCCCAGCACCAGCCACUACCUCAAUAAAUAUCAGCGAAAGCAAUAAAAGGAAAAAAGAAUAUGUAUCUUCCCAUGUUACAAAAACAAAGCUGCCAACCGAACAAGUUGUUUUGCAGGAAAAUCAAGUGUUUACUAUAACAUGCUCAAUUUUUGGCUUGUACAUAGAUUUCCAGUGACUUCUAUUGUCAUGGAAUAAAG
Molecule: messenger RNA, 479 nt
Organism: Lycium ferocissimum
Lineage: Eukaryota; Viridiplantae; Streptophyta; Magnoliopsida; Solanales; Solanaceae
Exons: 3
Coding region: 53-457 (134 amino acids)
Source: RefSeq, a predicted model, not a curated record